AUGAGGAUAAAGAAUGAAAGCAACAUCAAGCCGGCUCGACAGACCAGCCUGGAGGAGGUUGUCUGGUUUUUGGCCUCAGUCCCCGAAACCACAACGAUUGAAGUAGUCGAUCAUAUCUAUCUAUCUAUCUAUCUAUCUAUCUAUCUUCUUUUUCUAUCUAUCUAUCUAUCUAUUUAUCUAUCUAUCUAUCUAUCUAUCUAUCUUUUUUUAUUCAUAUCUAUCUAUCUAUCUAUCUUUUUUAUUCAUAUCUAUCUGUCUAUCUAUCUAUCUAUCUUUUUUAUUCAUAUCUAUCUAUCUAUCUAUCUAUCUAUCUAUCUAUCUAUCUUUUUUUAUUCAUAUCUAUCUGUCUAUCUAUCUAUCUAUCUAUCUUUUUUUCAUAUCUAUCUAUCUAUCUAUCUAUCUAUCUAUCUAUCUAUCUAUCCAUAUCUAUCUAUCUAUCUAUCUAUCUAUCUGUCUAUAUUCAUAUCUAUUUUGUCAUUUUAUUUAUUUAUUGACUCUGAGUUUUAUUUGUUUACCUACAAACUCAAUUUGUUUCUGUAUAUCUAUCUCAAUCUCAUCACAUCUAUCUAUCUAUCUAUCUAUCUAUCUAUCUAUCUAUCUAUCUUAGUCCUUUUCUAUCUAUCUAUCUAUCUAUCUAUCUAUCUAUCUAUCUAUCUAUCUAUCUAUCUAUCUAUCUUUUGUCGCAUUUAUCCUGUCGUAGUCUCUCCAUCUUGUUUGAGAUUGAUCUCAUCUAUCUCCCUAUCUACAUAUUCUUAUCUAUCUCACUAUCUACAUAUCAUACAUAAAUCUUAUCUAUCUAUCUAUCUAUCUAUCUAUCUAUCUCAGUCUCUUCACAUCUGUUUUAGCCUGUUCAUAUCUAUCUAUCUAUCUAUCUAUCUAUCUAUCUAUCUAUCUAACCAUCCAUAUUCUCUUUAUUGA
Molecule: messenger RNA, 918 nt
Organism: Acanthosepion pharaonis
Lineage: Eukaryota; Metazoa; Mollusca; Cephalopoda; Sepiida; Sepiidae
Source: the annotation of a GenBank genome assembly